This is a messenger RNA of Clarias gariepinus (North African catfish), 7021 nucleotides long. It is a transcript of the gene ptpn21, whose product is annotated as protein tyrosine phosphatase non-receptor type 21. Gene Ontology annotation, cellular component: cytoskeleton. The coding region runs from base 525 to 4169 and encodes 1214 amino acids. The transcript has 20 exons. Lineage: Eukaryota; Metazoa; Chordata; Actinopteri; Siluriformes; Clariidae. The record is from RefSeq and is a predicted model, not a curated record. Gene Ontology annotation, biological process: protein dephosphorylation. Gene Ontology annotation, molecular function: protein tyrosine phosphatase activity.
CUGUGUGUGUAUCAUAGCGCUGCUUUAUUCCCUUAUUCGGUCGUCUGCCUUUAAAUCACGUCAUGUCUGCCUUUGUUAUGACUGUUACUGUGCGUGUAAGUGCUACACGUGUACAUUAGUUAUGUGUUAUGCAAGUACUGAGUUUAAAUUGUCCUCCUGAAAGUGUCGAAAUAGUCCCGCGGAUGGGCACAUGGAUGGACCUUCCAAAUGUGUGUGUACAUGUGUGUAUGUGUGAGUUAGGUAACCGGAAGUGAAGUAUGGGAGCAGCUUCCAGUGUGACCAGUGAGUCUACCCAAACUUCAGGAGAAAUGUACUCAGUUUUCAGGUCUUAAUGCCAGGCGUGCUCAGUCUACAGAAGCGACCCGUGUGAGUUAAAUGCCACUCAAGGCCAGUCUAUUCCUAAGGGAGCUGUGUGACUGCGGUCUGGAGCCAGGCACAUUUUCUUGUUUACCAAUGGCUUAGUUGUAAAGUUAAAGCUUUGGAAAUCAUUCUGGCCUCCGAAAGGUCUGUGUUACUGGUGAAACAUGCCCCUACCAUUUGGAUUAAAACUUAAGAGGACACGAAGAUAUACUGUCUCCAGCAAGAGCUGCCUGGUCACGCGCAUACAGCUGCUUAAUGGCGAAUUUGUUGAGUUUACACUUUCUGUGGAGAGCACGGGCCAGGAAUGUUUGGAAGCAGUUGCUCAGAGACUUGAAUUACGAGAGAUAAUGUAUUUUAGUCUCUGGUACUUCAACAAACAAAACCAGCAGCGAUGGAUUGAUUUAGAAAAGCCUCUGAAGAAACAGCUUGACAAGUAUGGACAGGAACCCACUGUUUACUUCGGAGUCAUAUUUUAUGUGCCGACUGUUUCCCAGCUACAACAAGAGAUAACCAGAUACCAGUAUUACCUUCAGCUGAAGAAGGACGUUCUAGAGGGUAGGAUUCCUUGCUCAAUUGAGCAAGCCAUCCGGUUAGCCGGCCUGGCUGUACAAGCUGAUUUUGGAGACUUCAGCCGCUAUGAUUCGCAGGAUUUCCUUCAAAAAUUUGUUCUUUUGCCCAUGGAAUGGAUUCAAGAUGAGAGGGUUGUUGAAGAAGCCACUCAAAAAGUUGCUCUGCUUUAUCAAAGUUACCGAGGUAUGCCAGUACCAGAAGCAGAAUUGUUGUACAUACAAGAAGUGGAGAAGAUGGAGGGCUAUGGUCAAGAAAGUUUUCAUGCGAAGGACAGCCAGGGUACAGAUAUCCUCAUUGGAUCCUGUCUGGAUGGAAUUUUUGUUAAACACAAAAAUGGCAGAGCACCUCUUUUAUUCCGAUGGAAUGACAUUAACAACAUGACUCAUAACAAGUCUUUUUUUGCCCUGGAGCUGGCCAACAAAGAAGACACCAUUCAGUUUCAGACUGAGGACAUGGAGACUUCAAAAUAUGUGUGCAGAAUGUGCCUGGCACGGCACAGAUUUUAUAAGAUCAACACAAGUACUCUAGAGGAAUCUGAUGCUCCACCUUCUGAAAGCUCCCAGAAGUCCAUUCUCACGCUAUCAUUUCCACGCUUUCCAAUGCUCUCUCGUCCCUCUCUGCCUUCUAACAAGGGCCAAGCUGAACCAACGCCAGUGAACCCAGUUAGACGCCGCUCCUCCACAAGAAUUUCAAUGCCCAAGCCUCAGACAUACAUGAUGCCACCAUCUCAGCUAAACUACAAUAGCCAUUACCGGGAACCUUACAAAUCUUCUCAAGACAAUCUUUACAUGAACAAUCACAACGGUUACUACUACCACUCUCAGACCAGUCUAGACCGCUCACCACAUGAGUACAAUGGACGAAUCCGGAAUGGCAGUGUUUACAGUGCCCACAGCACCAGCUCCCUUACUAACCCACAACACUACAUGCAGCCGUCACCCAUGUCCUCAAAUCCGAGCAUCACUGGCAGUGACAUCACACGGCCUGACUACGUGCCCUCUCAACGCCACAGCGUCCUGAUCCCACCCUCAUACCGUGCAACACCUGACUACGAGAGCGUCAUGCGCCAGAAAAACCACAACGCUAUGGCAGCCAUGCCUGAGCGUCACAGCCACUCUAUGAGAAACCUUAACAUUGGUAACUCGUACGCCUACAGCCGACCAGAUCCACUUGUAUACAGCCAGCCUGAGAUACGUGAGCACAGAGGAACAGCAGCUCAGUAUCCCCUCCACUACAGCUUUCACAGCCCAUCACCUUACCCAUACCCAGGCGAGAGGAGGCCAGUAGUGGGUGCUGUCAGCGUGCCUGAGCUCACUGAUGUGCAGCUGGCGCAGGCCCAUGCUUACCCGGCGCCCAACAUCAUGGGGGCUCAGGUUUACCGACCACCUCCACCAUACCCCUACAGCCGCCCACGGCCAGCCAACAGCACGCCAGACCUGUCGCGCCAUCUUCAUGCGAGCAGCAGCAGCCCUGACCUUAUCACGCGCCGUGUACACCACUCAGUGCAGACUUUCCAGGAAGAUAGUCUGCCUGUAGCGCACUCCCUACAAGAAAUGAGUGAGCCGCUCAUCCCCACCGUCACACGACGACCUUACCCACACAAACGCAACUCUAUUGAACUUGCUGGCCUGACGUAUGGCCUGGAAACAAUGAGGCUGAAGGAGAGGACUGUUACCGAGACACCGUCCAAGCUCACUCCACCUGUUGCUCCCCCGUCCUCUGCUUCUACCUCUGAGCUUGAUGUCUUCCAGGAGAGAACUGAGGCUGAGGACAUGAUUCUGAAAGAGGACGUGCAGUACGGCCACAAGAAAUCUCUGUCUGACGCCACCAUGCUGGUCCACAGUAGUGGAGAGGAAGAGGAGUUUGAGGAUGACAGCGGCAGACACACACCCCAGUCUCAGGAUGCAGUGGAAGCUCCCAAGGAACAUAUCAAUGUUCUGGAAAUACCUCUAAUGGAGAAGUCUUUGCCCGCCUAUCCUUUUAGCCCCAGUUUGGAUCAAGUCAUCCCCAACCCACUUGGUUUUCAACCCCAGCCUCGUAUCCGUGAGCAGGACGAGACAGGAUCUCUAUACCCAUUUAGUGAGACAGAUGGCUUAAUGCCUUCAGUUUCAGAGGGCGAUCUGACCAACCAGUGGCGAUGGAAGCCUAAAAGAGAGAUGCUCAAAAAAAGACCUGUCUCAGAUGUGCCGUCUGCACGAAGAAACAUUGAUGGCCUUCCACCACCUGGCAUGAAGAAAAGCGUUCGAUCAGAAAUAAAGAAGGCGGAAUCGAUUAAGAUUCCGUCUCUAAAUGGCUUGACGCUUUCCCAAACACCCAUACCUGAUGAGGGCAAAGACGAACAUGAGAAAGCCGCUAACGACGACCGGUGUAAGCUACUGGAGCAAAAGUUGGAGCAGGGCCUGGUGUUUACAGAAUAUGAGCAGAUGCCAAAGAAAUGGCCUAACAGUAAGUGCAGCAUUGCGGAGCUGCCUGAGAAUGCAGAGCGAAACCGCUUUCAUGAUGUCCUGCCCUACGAUGACACACGUGUAGAGCUUGUGCCCACUAAAGAGAACAACACAGGAUACAUCAAUGCCUCGCAUGUCAAACUUACAAUAGGGGGACAGGAGUGGAAUUAUAUUGCAGCUCAGGGUCCCCUAACUAACACAUGUCAAGACUUCUGGCAGAUGGUUUGGGAACAAGGGGUUAGCAUCAUUGCCAUGGUUACUGCUGAAGAGGAAGGAGGGCGGGAAAAGAGUUACCGUUACUGGCCUCGUCUAGGUUCCCGGCACAACACUGGUACAUACGGGCGCUUUAAGAUCACCACACGUUUUCGCACAGACUCUGGUUGCUACGCUACCACAGGCCUAAAGAUUAAACACCUAAUGACAGGCCAGGAACGAACUGUCUGGCAUCUCCAGUACACAGACUGGCCCGACCACAGCUGUCCCGAAGAUUUUAAAGGGUUUCUGACAUAUUUGGAGGAGAUUCAGUCUGUGAGGCGGCACACCAACAGCACCAGUGAUCCAAAGAACACAAACCCGCCUGUGCUUGUGCACUGCAGUGCAGGGGUGGGGCGCACUGGUGUGGUCAUUCUCACUGAGAUCAUGGUCGCCUGCCUACAACAUAAUGAGAUGCUGGACGUCCCUACGGUUCUAAGCCUGCUGCGACAGCAACGCAUGAUGAUGGUGCACACAGUUUCCCAAUACACCUUCAUUUACAAUGUUCUAAUACAGUUUCAUAAAAACUCCAGACUUAUAUAAGCUCACAUUGUUGGCGAUGUUGCCACACGCCUGGACAAUGUUGUUGUUAUAACUGGAACAGAUCAUGAGGCCCCACAGGAUUUUGCAGAGUGUGAAAGGGCAGUGUGCUGAAGGGAGACUGAGUCGGUCUGCAGUCGCCUUACUUGCACUCCAUGAGCACUUUUUUUCUCAGUAUUAGUGAAGGAUGAGAAGGAGCUAGGGCAGGUAGGAAGGAUGCUGCAAAUCAGCAUAUACAUUCUCAUUAAUCAGUAUUAAUCAGAUAUUUCACUGUGGAGUUUUACAGUAUACAAUUUGCUACUAAUGAAUCUCAGCACUUUUAUUUUACUACAAUGAGCAAAUGACACUAAUGCUACAUCUUUAUUGUUAUAUAUUUAACAAUAUUGAUUACUUUUUUUAUGGUUCCUUUUUUCCCUUAAUGCCUAUCUUGGUUGAUCGUUGAAGGUUUAUUGAGUUGAAGUAAAGCGUUAAAAGUGUGCAAGCUUGAGGGUGAAAAUGAAGGAUUCUUUUAUGUAUUGUAGGAUGAUGACAUUUGUCAUUUUUAAAUCUUAACAUUUAUUCAAAAUGAAGGAUAACUGAAGCUAUAUGGCUCUGCACUCUCUGAGUUUGCAUUUAUGUAUGCAGUCCGUCACAAAUAUGAAUGAAGUAAUGUGUUCUGCUUAAUCAUUGCACACCUUGCAUAGCAGUUAUGUGCAUCGUAGUUAAGGUCACAGCCAAAGAAAAGUUUAGAUUUUUAUGUGUGUGUAUAUAUAUUGAUUGCAUACAGAAGUAUUAUAAAAUAAUUUAUAAGUUCCAUAUCCCAUGUGUGUCACUAAGGUUUUAUUUUACUUCAAAACAGUUUUUAAUACAAUACUUUCAGCAAAAUAUUAUAACUACCAGCCAAAGAGGUGUCACUCAUAAUUUUUUGGAUUCUAUCAAAAAUAGAAUAGUUUUUUAGUCUAGAUCCUUCGACAAAUGAUAAUGUACCAAAGAAGCUGCAUUUUUCCAGCUGAUAUAGUUACCAGUGUUUUAUGGUUUCUUUUUGUUUUUGCCAAGCCUGAAAAAUCAGUUGUGUGCUGCAAGCGAUUGCAGCCUGUUGAACUAAGAACUAUAUUUUACCACAAAACUAUUUUAAAUUUUUAAAGCACAAAUCUUUUUUUUCUUUCUUUUUUUUUGCUUACGAUUAGAGCGAGGGCAAAAAAUCAAUCAAGAAUUACAAACAUUAACAAUGCAUCACUCUAAAGAAAAUCACUAUAUAGACAUCAGUUCAAUAUCGUCACAUUUCAGUUUGUUCAGGUUUCGUUCACUGUAUGAAUGCUACUGAAUUCAGCUAUCGUGCAUCGAACUUGAUGGAUGGUUUUGGACCCCUAGUGCAUGUAAGAUAAAUGAAUCAUAAUUUGUCAAACAUUUUAGCAUGUGUACUUAACUGUCACCACUGGCUGCUGAAUGCAUUUGCUUUGCUAAUACAUAACUCUGAUCAAUGCCAACCUAUCUUGUGUGUUCUGUCCAAACAAUUGUUGUAAAAUUGAAACAAUUGAUAAUAUAGAAUACUGUUAUCCCAAAUGAAGUAACAGGAUGACAUAGAUUAAAAUUAGUGUUUGAUUUAGAGUGAAGGAAAUGAGAAAUUCUAUUUUUAUUGAAAUAGGUAGUUUUCCACAAAUUAGGUGUAUACACAUGUAAACUUGGAGAUUAUAUGCAAUGGGAAGAUUUUUAUUUUUUUUUAAAUGUUUUCUAAAUAAUGAUUGCAAUCUUGCAAAUUUUAAUUAGGAUUUUGAUGUAAAAGCAAAUUGAAAUAUUUAAAGAGAUUUUUUAAAGAGAUUUUGACGCAACAUAUUACCUCAAUGAAAUUAAUUGUCUAUCAUAAGAGAGAGGUUGUAGUGUUCAAUAGCGUUUAGAGUUGCUGGAAAUCCACAAACAAUGCUAAGAUUUAAAACUUUCAGGGUAAAAAUCAGUCAAUGUCCAAUCAAUUCUGACAAUUAAAAAAAACAUUUUUUAUCAAUAAACAGGUGUAUUCAAUUAUGUACAUGUAAUUUGGUCUUUGAAUUUGGCAUGUUUUGCACUUCUACUUACUGUGCUUUGUUUGAUCAAGGACAGAUCAUUUCUUCACAUUUAAAUCAAUUCAUCUUUAUAAGUCGUAUACCUUUUUGACCCCCACCGCAAAUGCUGUUAUUUUGUACCACUUGAUUUGCAUGUAUAUUCAGGGUGCGCUAUGUCCAUUUAUAUAGGCUCAAACUACCUUUAUUUGGUGUGUGGAUGAAAGAAUUAAUGUAGAAUGCAUCAGGAUCACAUUAGAGUACACCAUUCCUACCAUAAUUAAGAAGAUCUGUCAUAAUCUACACCAUUACUGUGUCCCUUUUUUUGAACAUGAAUACCCCAUAUUCCCAGUUCUGUCCAAACACCUGUAAUAAACACUCGAGUGUAUUACAAAACCGUUUUAUUAGAAUGUCUGCAAUCUAUUUAUACUUGGUGAACAGCAUCUAUUUUUUCCAAACUGCCACCACCAAAUUUGUGCUAUGUUUACAAAAGAAAAAUUUUCCAAGCUGGAUUCAUGUGUUAGAAUUUACAGUUCCUAAUUCUCACAUUUAAUUUACCUUAAAUACAAUGUUACAGAGAGACAAAAGACAACACUGAUUUCUGUUUUUAGUGCUGUUUUGUUUUACUAUAUGUAAAGAAAAAAUGUUAAACACUUCAUGUUGUUAAUUGUAGUCAUAUAAAGGAUAUGUCAAUUUAUUUACAUUAGCAGUACCUUUUGUCCUAGUGUCUGUUUUGUCUCAUGGGUUGAGGAUGUAUCUUAUGGAUCCCAUCAGAAAUUAUAUCCCAAUGUAAAUUACUUUGAAAGAAAUGCUUUCAUUCAAUAAAUAAAUAUUUUAAAUACA